CUUCAUACAACAUUUUAUAAUAUGAUAUUGGAUUCGGUGUAGGUCAGAACGUAGCUUGCUAAAGCUAUACCAUCAAUUCAAAUCAUACUUCAACAUGGCUACCAGCCGUGAGGAGCGCAUGCAACAGCGCAUGCGUGGGGCUGGACGUCACGAAGUUGCCGACGACUCAUUCGGUUUCGUCCUCCCCGGUCUUGAGGAACCUCCUGCUCCCUCCUCGACCCCACCACCACCGCAAUCCGUACCACAAUCCGCGCCACGAUCAGAGCCCAAUACUUCUGCGAAGCGACGGCGGUUGAAUCCUGAGGCUGGCUCACCAAGCUCACAGCCAACAUCUAGCACAACUAGAUCGUCGAGAAGAAUAUCUGCACAAUAUAACGAAGCUAGAGCCGACCCUUAUGACGUUAUCCGAGAACCCAGUCCAGAACUUCGCUCAGAACCGCCUUUAGAACCCCAGACAGAUCCGGAUCCAGCACCUUCAGAGCCACCGAAUGAAGAGGAGCCAUUGGAAGAAUCCUUACCAGCGACAAUACAGCAUCAAGGAUCGCAUGUGUCUCCAGUUUCUCCGAUAUUUACAGGCGUCGUAGAUGAGGAAGUCACCGAAAGUCCAGCCGAAGCCCCAGGAAGUGGUCAAAGACGCUCUAUUAGAGUCACCGAAAGCAUUUCUCGAAGCGCUAGAUUACUAAGAACCGUAAUAGAUGACGAUAACGGCGUUACAGAUGAGUUCACUGUGUCAUCACCUCUAGCGCGCAAGAGUAGGAUUAGCGGUGCCACCUUAGGUGCAGCUUCGGCGCGAUCAACGCGAACAGGUGUGAGGGCAUCGGUAGCUUUUACAAACGACGAUGGCGAAGAGACGACGCCGAUUGCUCCCGCCGAAUCCGCGCGCACCACACGAAGUCAAAAUAGAAUCAAUACCCCUAGUACGGUAGAUGCGCUAUCUUCACCUCCCGAGGCUGCAGGUACUGCUAGUCCCAGAAAACCUAAGCUAAGGAAGCCUAAGUCUCCCAUCAGGCCACCUGAACCAGUGCAAGAGGUUGAAGAAGAGGUCCAAGAAGAGGAGGUAGAAGAAGUAGAAGAAGCCGAGCCCGAUAAUAAUGAACCUGCUGAAGAAAUCGACGUUCAAACAGCAGCCCGAAAGAUCGGUCGAAAACGUCCGCGGGUUAGUUUGCCUCGAGAAGAGUCUCCGGAGCUGCAUACUAGAGCCACCGAGGAGACUCGUCCAAGAAAGAAAAGCAGACAACAAAGAGUGCAAAAUAGCCCGGCAGUACAAUCACAACCCAAGCCUCCCAAGGCUAAAAAGAAUAAGGCAGCUCCGCGACGACGAAGCGAUGGUGAAGCGAUCCCAAUUAUCGUACAAAGAUACACAAAACGAACGCACCAAAAUGAAGGUGACACCGACGCAGAUAUUCUCAAUGCCGAGAUUCCAUUCGCCAACCGCGGGGGCGUCAACGUGAUCGACGUGCUUUCGCAAAUAUGCGACGAAGUCAUCGAAUCGAGUUUGGAGACAUUACAAGAGGCGGCUAUUAACGCGAAGGACGCACAGACGAAGAGGGAAUUUAGGACAAAAUUACGAGCUUUAGAGGCAUUUCAAGAGGAGCUGCGAACGAGGCUUCUAGAACACACCAUCGCUCUCGACACCAUGCACGCGCUUAAGAAGCGUGUGCGGUCAGUCCAAAAAGAGAAACUUACGCUUCGAACGGAAAUAAUGCGGAUCCGCGCGGAGAGAGAGCAGGUAGCUUUAAAGAUGGAUGCGGUGAGGGUCCGUCACGAAACAGCAAAUAGAGAAUCACUACAUCAACUAGGACUUUCCUCUGCGAUGGACGAUAUUGAGUUAGCUAUCGAGAAUGGAAGAUCGGCUCCAGACCUCAACCCGAAAGCACAGAAGGCAGCUGAGUUAGCGAAUCUAGAGCUGUUGAUUUCGAGAGUGGUUGGCCAGGCGAGUGUUGCUAGUGACGGAGGGGGAAAUCUGAAGCAGAUCAAAGACUUCAAUGCUUUGCUCGAACGUACUGCGGCUGUUCUUGAGCGAAGAUGAUGGAUGAACAAAGUAGAGGGAACCAAUCGGCCCUAAUAGUAUUCUAGCAGAAAGUUAUUCUCUGCCUUUACUGGACAGAGAUACUUAGAG
Annulohypoxylon maeteangense is the source of this 2119-nucleotide messenger RNA. RefSeq lists its product as uncharacterized. The transcript has 5 exons. The record is from RefSeq and is a predicted model, not a curated record. The coding region runs from base 95 to 2029 and encodes 644 amino acids. NCBI's taxonomy places the organism in Eukaryota, Fungi, Ascomycota, Sordariomycetes, Xylariales, Hypoxylaceae.